This is a messenger RNA of Archocentrus centrarchus (flier cichlid), 1225 nucleotides long. RefSeq lists its product as uncharacterized. The transcript is spliced from 9 exons. The record is from RefSeq and is a predicted model, not a curated record. The coding region runs from base 80 to 1117 and encodes 345 amino acids. NCBI's taxonomy places the organism in Eukaryota, Metazoa, Chordata, Actinopteri, Cichliformes, Cichlidae.
GCAGGGCGUCAGCGCUGUCUUCAUCUUUGAGACGUCUCAUUUGUGAAUGUGAGAGCAGGAAGAGAGACAGAGAAGCACGAUGGCUGAAUUCAGAUGGAUUCAAAUGCUUUCAUUCCUGAUCCUGAUGCUUCAGUUUAAAGCAGCAACAACUGGACAAAAUACCUCCAUAUUCGUUGUCAGAGAUGGUGAUGAAAAGACUUUGCCUUGUGGUCAUUCUGACUGUGGCAGGACUCAGUGGACCUUCAAAGGUGUAACAUCCACUGACAUAGUCCAGCUGUUUAUUAAUGGGAUGAUUGUAGAAGAAGCCAAAAAUAAAUCAGACAGACUGAGAGUUACAGCAGACUGUUCUCUGCUUAUAAAGAACAUCACAGUUGGUGAUGUUGGUUGUUACACCUGCAGACACUUUCCGUCACUACACAACCAACAACAAUAUGCAGACAUUCAUCUGUCUGUCAUCAACAUGACUGAACAUGAGAACAAUGGUGAAGUCACCUUGUUCUGCUCUGUGUUGGACUUUGAUAAAUGUGCACACACAGUGCAGUGGAUCUAUGAGGGUGAAGACAAACCCUCAGACAUGAAGAUAUCAGCACGAUCCUGCACUGCCACUGUGACAUUUACAAUAUCUGACCUCAAUCAGAGGUCAAAGUUUUAUGAGUUAUUAAAGUGUAAUGUGAUGAAUCAGAACAGUGAGACAGUGCAGCUGUUUCCUUACAGCCAUCAGUCCUCAGGUUCUGCACUAACAGAUGAAGGUACAGGCAAAGGUCCAUCAUUGCUCUUUAUUAUUGCUCCUGUAUGUUUAGCAGCUCUCUUAAUUGUAGCAGUCAUCAUAUGGAAGAAAACUAAAGGGAAAAAAACACAAGUGGAAGAAAACGCAGGACAGAGCUUAAACCCUGCAGGGACUCCGUCUGCUCCAGGAAGCCAUCAGGACACGGAUGAUCCUGAGGAUGAUGUUAACUACGUUUCCAUCAACCACACCAGGAAUGCCCUCAGUAACACCAGAGCUCAGGUCCACGAUGAUGAAGGUGACACUGUGACCUACAGCGCUGUGACAGCUCCCUCACCUUAUCUCAAAGUUUCCACUGAUCCCAAUGACCUCUAUUCCACCAUCAACAAAUGAGAUAUUAUCCAAGCUUAUAUGUUUUAAUAAAUGCUGUUGUUUUAUUGUGUACUUCAUGGUCACAUGAGGAGACCAAAGGUUUUAUAAAAUAACUGUGGUUUAUUUUAC